Messenger RNA from Enterobius vermicularis (human pinworm), 309 nucleotides. NCBI's taxonomy places the organism in Eukaryota, Metazoa, Nematoda, Chromadorea, Rhabditida, Oxyuridae. The record is from the annotation of a GenBank genome assembly.
AUGUCGGCAACGUAUGCACGAUCAGAUUACAAUGAUGAAAAUUUACAUUGUCGUGAUGGUUCACUGUUGCGAAAAAAGCGGGAACAGUGGGCUAAAGAAAAAGCCGAAUUAGAUUCGUGGUUCCCAUUCGGUUCCCCAGGCGGUGGUGCGCCUAAUAAGAAGUAUGAACCUAUUAGUCCAGUUCAGCCUGAAAAACCGGAAAAUCGUCCAUCAUCGUGUCGUUCUAACGGUGACAGUGGACGUUGGAGUGAUUCCGAGAAUGUAGGACCAAUGAUGAUCGCUGGCUAUUUAGCACGUCGAACAGAUUAA